AUGGAAAUCCCGUUGUCUCCAUUACCUUUAAACUUUUCACUGCUGUUUAACGUCAGCGGAAUGAUACCAAACGCCAGCAAACAGCUCACUGACAUUGACCUCUUUGAAAUCCUGGGACCCACGCGCUCGCCCUUCUUCCUCCCAGUGACCGGAGUUUACCUGCUGAUUUUCCUCACUGGUUUGAUCGGAAACCUCCUCACUUGUGCCGUGAUCGCCAAACGCAAGAAGAUGCGCAACCCCACAAACCUGUACCUGCUGAGUCUGGCCGUGUCUGACCUUCUGCUGCUGGUUUUUGGGAUGCCGUUGGAGAUUUACGACCUCUGGCAGAACUAUCCCUUUCCUUUCGGAGAGGCUGGCUGUUACUUCAAGACCUUCCUCUUCGAGACGGUCUGCUUUGCCUCCAUUCUGAAUGUCACAGCACUGAGUGUGGAGAGAUACAUCGCUGUGGUCCAUCCCCUCAAAACAAGAUAUCUGUCGACCAACCAGCAUGCCAAGCAGGUCAUUGGCAUCGUGUGGGUGGUGUCGAUGAUCUGUGCCAUCCCCAACACUUCGCUCCAUGGCAUCUUCUUCCUGCCAGACAGGCUGGAGGAGUCUGCCAUUUGCACUGUGCUGACGCCUCUGUGGAUCUACCACCUGGUGAUGCAGAUCACCACAGUCUGCUUCUACUUCAUCCCCAUCACUGUGAUCGGCGUCCUGUACCUGGUGAUGGGGCUUCAUCUGAGUCGAGAGCAGUUGCAACACAGCGGUCAGAGCUGCGUCAACCACCGAAGAGUGAGCACGGAGAACAGACGGAGGAGACAAGUCAUCAAAAUGCUGUCAAUCGUCGUGGCAGUGUUCGGAGUCUGCUGGGCUCCGUUUCACAUCGAACGGCUCCUGUGGAGUUCCAUCAGCCACUGGACCGACAUGCUGCAUAAUAUUUACCAGUACGUCCACCUCCUGUCUGGAGUUUUCUUCUAUCUCAGUUCAGCUGUCAAUCCCAUCAUCUACAGCCUUACCUCCACGCGGUUCCGGGAGUGCUUCAGGGAACUGGUGUGUUCGUCUUCUGAGGACAGCAACUCUGUCAGGGAUUCUCCACCUUUCCCAAAUAUCUUGCUGGAGACUUCAAUGUCUGGCUCCAGAUCGCAGGUGAAGGGGAAGCGCGCCAACGCUUUAAUCCCGUCGGACCCUUCGGCCAUUACAGACACGUCAGUCCUCAAACGUAGCAGGAAGGAGCCGGACAGGAAGACGUCUGUUUUAUAAUGCCACCACGAAUGUUAAGGUGCAGAUGUCUUGUUUUCUGAGCAGCAGCCUAACGUGGAGAACCAGAGGCAGAAAAGAAGAGUUAGGUGAUACAGCAGAAAUGCUGGCAAAGACUGCUUUGAAUGUAACCAAACAACCCAGCUGAAUACAAAGACUCAUAUGUCAUCCCACAUUACCAGUCAGUAAAGGGGGUUUCCAUCCACCUAUUUGAGUUCACUGAUCCACUGAUCACACUGAUGCACAAGACACGUCACAGCUAGGAUGAUGAUAACAACAACAAACAUGGAGGAAUCCCUGAACAAAAGCAAACAAAAGCUUCUGUUUGCUUUUGUUUGUACCCUGAAUGUACUUCUUAUAAACUUCUUAUAAAACUUCUUAGAAAACUGAAAUUCUUAUACAAAUAUUUUCAAGAUAUUAAAAGAGCUUUAGUUUAAAUAAGGUGAUAAUAAAAGUUGAAUAUAGACACCAUUGUGAUUUAUUGUCAAACUGAUGCAAAAUAAACAACAUUUUGUUGUUUAAAUGUAUGUAUGGGUCCAUUAUUUGAUUCAGUAAUAGACCAAAUUCAUUCCAAUUGAAAAAUGUGGCUUCUUGUGGCAAAUAUUCUGCUACCGUCUGCCUCAGCUGUCUCCCCAAAAGUCGCCACUUCACUACAAUCCUGUCACACAACAAGUGAACGUACACUCGGCAACAGCUGCUCAGGUUAACAAUAUUGACACAAACUCUUACCCUACUCUGUCAGGAUUGUUGAGACAGACGUGCUUCAGACACGUGAGCAGCACACUCUUCCGAGACACUUUCGAGCCAACGUUUACUUUCUUAAACCACAAUCAAACAUGACCUUAUGGAAUCCAAACUCACUUUCUAGUUCUGCUGAUGAUAUAUGACUUGAAGGUGAGUGAAGCAAAUACAAAAAGACAGCAACAACAGCAGCCUUCACUUACCCAGCUUCUUGACCGGAAAUAUUCAGCCUCUUCUGUCAAACGUGGAAGUGUUGCAUGCAUACAGUGCAUUUGAUCAUUUGCCCAGAAAUGUUUCAGAUUUUUAGGAAAACAGAACAUUGAUGCCAGUCACUCUGUUGAGGAGGAACAGAACCGAGACAAUACAUUGGGUUCACUGUGUCACAACUAUUGUGACACAAAAAUAUGAAGCUGUAUAUACUUUGAUCAACAUUGUGUUUUAUAUUCCUGGAGCAACCACAAAAAUAUACUUGUGUUUUAACACAAAUAUUUAUUGACAAUUCAAACAUUCUUCACUGGCAGGAGUUCAGUCUUUGCCUGGGAAGACUGACUGUAUCUUUCUGAAGCUAGAAAUAUCUCCAGUUUUCAAAGCAGAACAGAUCAUUAUCCAGUGGCUCUAUGCGUUGCUGCUGCCUGGUUCCCUGGUUAAGCAGGGAAGCGAAGCAGCAGCAAAGCUCACACGUAUACUGUAUGCACUUCAAUAGAAAACAUAGAACCUCAAAAGCUGUGAUGGCUGAAAGAGACCCUUGAGGGAGAAUGUAGCAUCACUAUGUUUAUAUACAACAGUAGAACAUUAGAGGAAGUGACCAUGGCAGAGAGGUGGCCGCCAAAACCGAUUGGUGAAUUAAGAUUCGUAGUGAAUUAAGCUUUUUAUUUGCUUUGUGAGUCAUGCCACUGAAGGCGUUAACAGUUGCUUUGAAGGCCUCCAGUUCCUUUGCAGGAUAUAUAUAUAUAUACGUGUGUGUGUGUCAGUUUUUCUCGGUCAAAACAAAUAUGGAUGAUGAUGCUUGUCUGUACAUAUAUGUUGUAUGUGUCUUAUUUUCGGAGCAUAUUCCAGCUGUGCUUGCGUUCAAUAUUUUUGGUGUCUGCAGUGCUGACUUGUAACGUUGUGUGAUGCCUUCAUUUGGAGC
Synchiropus splendidus (mandarinfish) is the source of this 3106-nucleotide messenger RNA. RefSeq names its product neuromedin-U receptor 2-like. The transcript has 2 exons. Gene Ontology annotation, cellular component: plasma membrane. Gene Ontology annotation, molecular function: neuromedin U receptor activity. Gene Ontology annotation, biological process: G protein-coupled receptor signaling pathway. Bases 1 to 1239 code for a protein of 412 amino acids. NCBI's taxonomy places the organism in Eukaryota, Metazoa, Chordata, Actinopteri, Syngnathiformes, Callionymidae. The record is from RefSeq and is a predicted model, not a curated record.